GUACCCCCCACGCACACUCUGAAGAUGACAAGGAUUCAUCAGCCGCUGGUGCUGGUGGCGUGGCUGCUGUUGGCAGUCGUAGCACAGGGCUCCCGGGUCGCUAUCUUUCUCGACGAGAGGGAAAGCGCCGAUUUGAAUAGCUUUGGCUCAUACAUUAGCCAUUUGCAAGCACGAGGCCAUCACUUGGCCAUCUUCGACCAGGCGUCGUCAAAUUUCACCCUUGCUAAGUAUGGUGUGCGGCAGUAUGACAACGUUGUGAUCUUGGCCCCAUCCCUCAAGACGUUGGGAACGAACUCACUCCAACAGGAUGCGCUCUUGUCGUUUGUUGAGCAAGGCGGCAACGUGCUUGUUGCCGGAAGUAUACGGGUGUCGUCGAUGUUACGCCAAUUCGCGGCGGCCUCUGGGGUCCAGUUUGACAAGAAAGGCACGGUCGUGAUGGACCAUGUGCGUCAUGUUGGCGACAAGACCGACAUCUACCACUCUCAUCUGACAUCCCGGCAAUGGACCCAGUUCCCACUGGUUGUUGGCCGACCUUCCAAGCCCAUUUUCUUCAACGGCGUUGGCAUGUCAGUCGAUCCUUCCAACGUACUUGCGUUGACAGUCUUGGCCGCCGAGCCAACUUCGUACUCGGCCUCCCCCACGAAACGCCCCAUUGACCGCGCCUCGUCAAACUUUGGCACGAACGUUAGCCUCGUCGCGGCCAUUCAAGCGAGGAACAACGCACGGGUCGUCUUCUCUGGCUCUGUGGACCUCUUCAAAGAUGCGUACUACUCAUCCAGCUACGGGAACGGAGACUUUGUCGAGGCGGUGACAAAGUGGACAUUUGGCGAGCGUGGGGUGCUGCGCGUGACCAACGUCCGCCACACGAAGGAGGACGGCACGCCGCCAGACGCCAUGCUCAGGCCGAUUGACCGCCCCGACCAGCCACUGACGCUGUACCCCGACGCCGAAGUGGCCCGGAAUUCCCUCGUGUAUCGCAUCAAGGACAACGUCACGUAUUCAUUUGACGUCCACGAACGACAAGACGACGGGACAUGGAUGCCGUUUGCGGCCGACGACAUGCAGCUCGAGUUUGUCAUGUUGGAUCCGUACGUUCGGAAGACGUUGGCCCACGACGACCGCGGCCACUUUGCCGUGACGUUUGCGACCCCAGACGUGUAUGGCAUCUUCCAGUUCCGCGUCAUGUACCGCCGAGUGGGCUACUCGGUGCUGCACUGGACCACCCAAGUGAGCGUGCGGCCCUACAAGCACGACGAGUACGACCGGUUCUUGCCGGCAGCGUACCCGUACUAUGCGUCGGUCUUUUCCAUGAUGACGGGGGUGUUCCUAUUUAGUGUCCUGUUUUUGUACGGACAAGACUAGGCUUGUCGAUUCAAUAACUAAAAAUAUUGGUGUUAACA
Aphanomyces astaci is the source of this 1400-nucleotide messenger RNA. RefSeq lists its product as hypothetical. The transcript has 2 exons. The coding region runs from base 25 to 1362 and encodes 445 amino acids. Gene Ontology annotation, cellular component: endoplasmic reticulum membrane; oligosaccharyltransferase complex. Lineage: Eukaryota; Oomycota; Saprolegniomycetes; Saprolegniales; Verrucalvaceae. The record is from RefSeq and is a predicted model, not a curated record.